This is a messenger RNA of Actinia tenebrosa (Australian red waratah sea anemone), 2158 nucleotides long. RefSeq names its product ras-related protein Rab-18-B. Lineage: Eukaryota; Metazoa; Cnidaria; Anthozoa; Actiniaria; Actiniidae. The record is from RefSeq and is a predicted model, not a curated record. Gene Ontology annotation, molecular function: GTPase activity; GTP binding.
AUCCCAGACCCGUGGCCAAUAGAUGAUGCAGAUGACAAAAAUGAAAAGAAAACAUCCUGUAUAUUCCAAAAGGAGGAAAACCUUCUCUCGUGAUACAGGUCUGUGCAGCUAUAAACGAGCAAAGCCAAUCUUGACAAGCAUAGCGAUCUGGACUUCGCCCUAUCGACCCAUUAUUAUUUCCCCCAGGCCCUUGGGAAGAUACCACCAUUUCAGAUCUGAUCUCUCGACUGUCAAACAAUGGCGACUCCAAACAGUACUGCUGUUCCCUUGUAUAAAGUCGUGCUGGUAGGAGACAUAGGAGUAGGAAAAACAUCCGUUUAUACCAGAUACCAAAAGGAUUUCUUCGAUCCGAUCAGAACCCCAACAUUCGGGGUUGAUAAUUUUAUAGAAGAGCUAUACGUGGACGAGAAACGAUGCAGGUUAAACAUUUGGGAUACAGCUGGACUAGAGAGAACUGGUUCCCUUACUUCCCACUACUAUCACUCAGCACAAGCAGUUGCCUUACUUUAUGCAGUAGAUGAAUUAAACUCCUUGAAUAUCAUCUUACACUGGAUUGAAGAUGCUGAACGUUAUGCUCCAUAUGCAGCGAAAUUUCUUGUAGCAAAUAAAAUUGACUUAGAUAAGGAUGACUGGGAGGUGGAAGAAAUGAAGGCACAGCUAUUUAUGGAGAGUAAUAACAUAAUUAUGAAGUACAAUGUUUCAGCAAAAACUGGAGAAGGCAUCAAAGAGAUGUUUGAGGACAUUUCUCGGUAUUUAAUGCAACAGAAAGUAGCACCAACGAUGCCUCAUGGUGACCCAUUUCAUCUCUCUCAUGAAGAUUCAUCACUUGAUUUACGAAAGCAAAAGCAAUUUAGCCUGUGCAGCUGUUAGUAAUAAUAAUAAUAAUAAUUUUAUUCUUAAGUAUAGAGUGUAGUUUCAAAAAAUGUCCAUACUUUUAAGAACUGGCCAAUGCCAUUUGCUUGAGCUAGCACUCAGGAGCGAGUCCAGAGGCAUAUCAAGUGCAGGCAACUGUCCCUCAAAAAGAUUGACUUAGAAAUUAAAAUCUUUCUUUUAUCCUAUUUUAUUGGGCUACCUGGAUUUGGCAAGACUUUUUACACCUUCACCUCUCCAAUUCUGGUACUUUUGUUGUACCACCAAGUGAUUGUUGCAGAAUCCAACCUUCAGGAUUAUCAGCAAUGAAUAUCCUAGCUAAAUCACCUCAAGGAUUCCACCCUCCAAAGUAUGAGCAUUUUCUGGAACUUAAUAAUUUAUAAUUUACUUGGCACUUAAUUUGUUGAUGUUGAUGUAUCGACCAAACUUAGGCUGCGUAGCGGUACAUUUUGGUGGGAUUGGGGCUGGGGAAGAGGGGCCCUUGUCUCCUUCUCCACAGGCCCUGGCCACCUUUCUCCCUCCCCCUUUCCCCUAAUUUGGGCUGCUACUCAGGCUAACCUAAGCAGGAGAUUGAAAUAAAAGAAAAAACCCCAAGACUUAAGGUUAGUUAAGCAUUUAGUAGCAAGCACUGCAGGGCAGGGGGGGAGGGGCUAGGUGCUUUGGUCUCCACAAUUUUUGCUUAUUUUUAAUAGUUUUUUCAGGUCAAUUUUUAGUCAUAUGCAUACUGUAUCACACUUUUGAUUUCCUAUUUUAAGACCAGAUGGGUGCCAUUUUCUAGGUUAUUAUUGUUUUCUUUUCCAACAUAGAAAAAAGUAAGAAAGAGGUAAGAAAUCGAAAGAAUUCUGGAUAAAUGUUGACAAUGGGUGAAUGUUUGACUCAAUCUAAAGAGGGGACUAAUGUGUAUGUUAUGGUUUUGGAUGGAAGUGGGGAAUGGGGAAAGAAGUGCGGAAGCUUGAUUUCGGAUCUAGCUUAUCGACAUGAGCAACAGGAAAUAGUUUUGCAUUAUAUAAGAAAUAUAUAAUGCACAAGCAGUACCCUUUUGCUGAUUUAACGCAAGGUUAUUACACUUUUUAUAAAUAUCAUAUUUCAGCAUGUUUAGAGUGCAAUAAUAUACCUGUGAAAUAGUUAGGAUGAAAUAGGAGAUAGUUAGAGCUUAAUUAGACAAGACAUAGGAAUUCAGUCAGGCAUGACAAGGGCACAGGCGUGACAGCUCAAUACGCAAAUGAAAAGAUAUGAAAAUGCGAACAUGUAAAAUUAUACUAAGGAAAAGCAUGUACGAUAAAAUAUU